UGCACGAACAAGGCCAUCGACGGUGCUGCAUCAAACGGCCAUUUGGAUGUCGUCAAGUGGUUUGGUGGGACUGAUGUGGCGUAUAACAGCAGCCACGCCAUCGAUGGAGCAGCUACAGGAGGUCAUCUCCAUGUGGGACAAUGGCUAAACGAUAACUAUCCGGAGAUAGCAUGUACCAGCUCUGCUAUGGUUGAAUAUGACGAGUUAUCCGACCUUACUUAUUUAUUGUAUGCCUAUUAA
This is a messenger RNA of Phytophthora sojae, 240 nucleotides long. RefSeq lists its product as hypothetical. NCBI's taxonomy places the organism in Eukaryota, Oomycota, Peronosporomycetes, Peronosporales, Peronosporaceae. The record is from RefSeq and is a predicted model, not a curated record. The annotation marks the transcript as partial. The transcript has a single exon.